Molecule: messenger RNA, 1524 nt
Organism: Brettanomyces bruxellensis
Lineage: Eukaryota; Fungi; Ascomycota; Pichiomycetes; Pichiales; Pichiaceae
Exons: 1
Coding region: 1-1524 (507 amino acids)
Biological process (GO): mRNA splicing, via spliceosome; protein ubiquitination; DNA repair
Cellular component (GO): U2-type catalytic step 1 spliceosome; Prp19 complex; cytoplasm
Molecular function (GO): protein binding; ubiquitin protein ligase activity
Source: RefSeq, a predicted model, not a curated record
AUGAUUUGUUCACUUUCGGGAGAACCAACAAUUCAACCUGCUCUUUCACUUAAGUCUAAGAAGGUAUUCGAUAAGAAGCUUAUACGGGAAUAUGUCCAGCAAAAUGGUAAGGAUCCUAUGACAGGAGAAUCGAUGACUUUAUCGGACAUUAUUCCUAUCGAAAUAUCUGCUUCCGAUAUUAUUAAAGGCCCUAGAAAAUCAAAUCAGGAUUCAAUACCUUCAAUGCUUGCAAUGUUUCAAAAUGAAUGGGACGCUUUAACUUUGGAAUUAUUUGACCUUCGCAAGCAGGUUACAGAGCUAAAAAAAGAGCUAAGCUUAGCAUUAUAUCGUCAAGAUGCAGCUGUUAAUGUUGCAACUGCGGCUAUUAAAGAAAAGAAUGAGGCUCGGAAGGCUUUACAGCAACUAGCAAUGAAUAUUGGCUCCGGUAAUGAUACCAUAAUACAGAACUCCGUAAAGGAAAAGAGCGAAAUUUCCUCAGAACUUAACGAGGAACAUAUUUCAUCAAUAAAAAGGGAACAAAACAAUCUAUUUGUGCUACACAAAUCGCAUAAGUUAAAGCCCCCUUUUACAUUAAAUAUAUCCGCCGAACUUUCUUUUCUCGCGAGAUCGAGUUUUCCUGUUUCUUCUUCAACUCAUCUUUUUUCUUACAACGAGAACGAUAACUCUCUGUUACUAUUAUCUAAUAAGGAUAAGAGUGGUAUUAUUCUAUCUUUAAAUGAAGAAAAGUCUGGCCUCAAAAGUACGGUGCAUUUCGUUUCACCAGAUGCAACUAACAUAGUUGGUGUUGCUUAUUUAAGUAACAAAUCAUCAGGUACAUCUGAAUCCGCUAUUUUAGUGUAUGAUAAUACCAUCGCUAAAAUUUCUAAGAGUGACGGCAGUAUACACAAAUUUUUAUCUCUUUCGGAAAAUAUCAUAGCUAUUGCUGUCCACCCAAGUCUACCGGUUUUGAUUUCUAUCGCACAGAAGUGUUUCUACAUUUACUAUGAAAAAGAAUUGAUCUAUCGAUCAUCGAAUCUUUCAAACUCUGCCUACAAAUGUGUCGCCUUACAUAAUGACGGAGUAUUAGCUGCUUUUGGUAAGGCAGAUGCUUCUGUGGAAAUAUUUGAUAUUUGCGAACAUAGAUCUCUGUUGACAAUUAUGCCUCCAGUUCCUUCUGAGAAGGUUAGCCAACUUUAUUUUGCAUUAAAUGGCUACUGGCUUUUGAUUAAAUAUGGAAACUCUCUUGUUGGUAUUUAUGAUCUGAGAAAAGGCAAGUUUGAAUUUUUGCUUCAUUUUCCGGCAAAUUCCCCGUCCACUCCCGUUGCGAUGGAUCCCUCAUCCCGAAUACUAAUAUUAGGUCCUUGUUACGCUAUAUAUGAAAAGAAGACAAAGCAGUGGUCUCUUCCAAAAAGUUUGUCCAACCUCGAUGAAACGAAUGGUCAGGAUUCCUCGUUGAUUUUCACCGGGAUAUCUGGAGGCUGUUAUUCGGUUAUUAUUAUUUCCGGGAAAAAAUUGAUACCGGGACAAUUAUCCUUGGAUAAAUGA